AUGGCUGCUGUGAAAACCAGCCCUGAGGCCUCGUCACGUCGCCCUCCCUCUCUGGGGCACAGGCUGCUCAUCGCAGAACGAGGAACUCCUGGCCCCCCGAGUUUCCUUCAGUCUGUGCAGCUCCCAGAUGAGUCCCUCCCCUGCUAUGUCUCCCAGCAGGACCUCCAGGACAGCUUAUUCUCCUCUGAAUGUGACAACAGCCUGUGCUUCACCUACAGCGGCCAGUCCAACAUCCUGGAGAUUCGAGACCUCAGCUACCAGGUGAACCUGGCCUCCCAGGUGCCUUGGUUUGAGAAUCUGGCUCAGUUAAGGGUGCCUUGGAAGUCACACCACAGCCAGGACUCUUAUGAGCUGGGUAUCCAGAACCUGAGCUUCAAAGUGAGAAGUGGGCAGAUGUUGGCCGUCGAAGGAAGCUCAGGCUGUGGGAGGGCCUCCUUGCUGGAUGUGAUCACUGGCCGAGUCUGUGGUGGUGUCAAGUUGGGCCAGAUCUGUAUCAACGGGAAGCCUAGCACCCCGCAGCAGGUGAGGAAGUGUGUGGCCCACGUGCGCCAGCACGACCAGCUGCUGCCCAACCUGACCGUCCGGGAGACCCUGGCCUUCAUCGCCCAGCUUCGCCUGCCCAGAACCUUCUCCCAGGCCCAGCACGACAAAAGGGUGGAGGACGUAAUCGCAGAGCUUCGGCUGCGGCAGUGUGCCAACACGCGUGUGGGCACAUACGUGCGGGGGGUGUCGGGGGGCGAAUGGAGGAGAGUCAGCAUUGGCGUGCAGCUCCUGUGGAACCCAGGCAUCCUCAUUCUGGACCAGCCAACCUCGGGACUCAACAGCUUCACAGCUCACAACCUGGUGAGGACCUUGUCCAGGCUGGCCAAAGGCAACAGGCUGGUGCUCAUCUCCCUCCACCAGCCCCGGUCGGACAUCUUCCGGCUGUUUGACCUGGUCCUCCUGAUGACAUCUGGCACCACCGUCUACUUGGGGGAAGCUCAGCACAUGGUCCAGUAUUUCACAGAGAUCGGCCACCCCUGUCCUCGCUACAGUAACCCUGCUGACUUCUAUGUGGACUUGACCAGCAUCGACAGACGUAGCAGAGAGCAGGAGGUGGCCACCAGGGAGAAGGCUCGGUCACUGGCGGCCUUGUUUCUUGAAAAAGUGCGUGGCUUUGACGACUUUCUGUGGAGAGGAGGGCCUCAGGAGCUCGGCGUCGGCCCAUGUGUGGAGAGCCCAGCCCUCCAGAAGGGCCCCAAUGACCUCCCGAGGCCCACGGAUCCCCAGCUGCCAGGACUGGCCCAGCAGUUUACCACACUUAUCUGGAUAAUUUCUAGAGUAAGUGACUUUCCCAAGGCCACCAAGGCCCUGAUGUAUUGUUCCCUGGGCACUUUCUUUUGUUUUUCAAGUUGUCAGAUUUCUAACAACUUCCGAGACUGGCUGACACUUCUCAUCCAUGGGGCGGAGGCCUGUAUAAUGUCCCUGACCAUUGGGUUCCUGUAUUAUGGCCAUGGGGACAUCAAGCCCUCCUUUGUGGACACAGCAGCCCUCUUGUUCCUGAUCGGUGCUCUCAUCCCUUUCAAUGUGAUCCUGGAUGUCAUAGCUAAAUGUUACUCAGAGAGGGCGAUGCUUUACUGCGAGCUAGAGGAUGGACUGUACACUGCAGGCCCUUAUUUCUUUGCCAAGAUCCUGGGGGAGCUUCCAGAGCACUGCGCCUACGUUGUCAUCUACCGGUUGCCCAUCUACUGCCUGGUCAACCUGCGGCCGGGCCUGGAGCACUUCCUGCUGUACUUCCUGCUGGUCUGGCUGGUGGUCUUCUGCUGCAGGGCCAUGGCCCUGUGCACCACCACGCUCUUGCCCACUUUCCAUAUGUCCUCCUUCUUCGGCAACGCUCUCUACACCGGGGGCUGCUUCCUCACCGGGGGCUUCAUGAUAAGCUUGCACAACCUGUGGACCCGGCCGGCGUGGGUUUCCAAAGCGUCCUUCCUCCGGUGGUGCUUUGAAGGGUUGAUGCAGGUUCAAUUUAACGGACACACCUACUACCUGAAGGUUGGCAACUUCACCAUCCGCAUCUCGGGAGACAGAAUCGCUGACUACAUGGGCCUGAACUCGCAACCCCUCUACGCCGUCUAUCUCAUCCUCGUCAGUAUCAGCGUCAGCCUCGUUACCCUCUACUACAUGGCCUUAAGGUUCAUCAAACAGAAAUCGAGACAGGAUUGGUGACGCGUGCCCAGAAUCCUGCCUGCUGCUGGGGGACCUGAGCAGAGCCUCC
Molecule: messenger RNA, 2254 nt
Organism: Loxodonta africana (African savanna elephant)
Lineage: Eukaryota; Metazoa; Chordata; Mammalia; Proboscidea; Elephantidae
Gene: ABCG8
Product: ATP binding cassette subfamily G member 8
Biological process (GO): cholesterol efflux; transmembrane transport; cholesterol homeostasis
Cellular component (GO): plasma membrane; signaling receptor complex
Molecular function (GO): ATP hydrolysis activity; ATP binding; cholesterol transfer activity
Source: RefSeq, a predicted model, not a curated record